CCCCAUCAUUGGUUUCAGUGGGAGGAAUUGUGCCCCAUCAUUGGUAUCAGUGGGAGGAAUAGUGCCCCAUCAUUGGUGUCAGUGGGGAGGAAUAGUGCCCCAUCAUUGGUGUCAGUGGGAGGAAUAGUGCCCCAUCAUUGGUAUCAGUGGGAGGAAUAGUGCCCCAUCAUUGGUAUCAGUGGGAGGAAUAGUGCCCCAUCAUUGGUAUCAGUGGGAGCAAGAAGUGCCCCAUCAUUAGUGUCAGUGGGAGGAAUAGUGCCCCAUCAUUGGUGUCAGUGGGAGGAAUAGUGCCCCAUCAUUGGUGUCAGUGGGAAGAAUAGUGCCCCCUCAUUGGUGUCAGUGACACCAAUGAGGGGGCACUAUUCCUCUCA
Messenger RNA from Staurois parvus, 371 nucleotides. Lineage: Eukaryota; Metazoa; Chordata; Amphibia; Anura; Ranidae. The record is from the annotation of a GenBank genome assembly.